Messenger RNA from Fusarium redolens, 852 nucleotides. RefSeq names its product 3' exoribonuclease family, domain 1-domain-containing protein. Gene Ontology annotation, biological process: poly(A)-dependent snoRNA 3'-end processing; U4 snRNA 3'-end processing; nuclear mRNA surveillance. Gene Ontology annotation, cellular component: cytoplasmic exosome (RNase complex); nuclear exosome (RNase complex); nucleolus. The transcript has 2 exons. Lineage: Eukaryota; Fungi; Ascomycota; Sordariomycetes; Hypocreales; Nectriaceae. The coding region runs from base 1 to 852 and encodes 283 amino acids. The record is from RefSeq and is a predicted model, not a curated record.
AUGGCGGACCGACGACGCAUUAAUGGCCCUGGGAGUGUCACAGUGGCACCUGUUUUUGAAGCCGAUGAGUUUGCUGUUUCCACUCGGACUCGCGCUCCAAAUGGUAUUAGGUCACAAUAUUUGCAAACUGGGGUAACCCCAUCCGCUUCUGGCUCGGCGUACCUAGAAAUUGAAUCACAGCAAGAUUCUAGUAGUAGGGGCAUGAAACUUUCAUGCACUGUCCAUGGGCCUAGAUCUCUACCUCGAUCAGCGCCCUUCUCCCCUCACAUGGUCCUUUCCACACAUGUCAAAUACGCACCUUUUGCAACACGUCAAAGAAGGGGUUAUUUACGCGAUUCCACUGAGCGUGACUUGAGCACACAUCUCGAAGCAGCUCUAAGGGGCGCCCUCAUUGCAGACCGUUGGCCCAAGAGUGGAGUGGAUGUAGUCGUCACCAUUAUCGAAGGAGAUCAAGCCCGUCAGGUAGCUGUGGAACAGGGAAGCGAGGAAUGGGACAUGAUGAACGUGCUUAGCGGCUGUAUCACUGUUGCCGCAGCCGCGCUCGCGGAUGCUGGUAUUGACAGUGUCGAUACUGUCUCUGGAGGUGUUGCGGCUUUGGUGCCUGGACCGGACAAUGAUGAACCCAUCAUGGUGCUCGAUCCAGUUCCUUCUGAACACUCACAUAUCCUCGCAGCUUGCUGUGUAGCCUAUCUCCCCUCCCGGGACGAAAUCACAAAUCUCUGGCUGAAAGGAAGUUUGCCCUCAUCAGACGCGAAUCUGCAUCGAGACCUCGUCGCCCGUGCUGUACAUGCAAGCAAGGGAGCCAACCUUGCAGUAGCUACAUCCCUCAAGGAAUCGGUCAUCACGGGUUGA